Molecule: messenger RNA, 4362 nt
Organism: Puccinia graminis f. sp. tritici CRL 75-36-700-3
Lineage: Eukaryota; Fungi; Basidiomycota; Pucciniomycetes; Pucciniales; Pucciniaceae
Exons: 4
Coding region: 106-3807 (1233 amino acids)
Biological process (GO): DNA damage checkpoint signaling; positive regulation of transcription by RNA polymerase II
Cellular component (GO): nucleus
Molecular function (GO): histone binding
Source: RefSeq, a predicted model, not a curated record
UGCCGGUGUGCCUCAAAUUUUUGUAUUUUUCCUUGGAACAUCUUCCGAAAACCAACAACUUCACUAACCAGACAGACAGAAUCAGCACACACGAUCAUCCAGCAGAUGGACUCACCACCUGGUCGUCGGCAGGGCACAACCACCAAGAAGGCCGUCUCAUGGGAGCCGCCCCCACAAAGCAGGAUCCUUGUCAACUCGACUCCCUCCGAUAGCAGCCCAUCAAGCAGUCCUAGACACGAAGAGACUCAGGAGGAAUCAUAUCUCAGUGCACUAUUGGCGGAAACCCAAGUACCUCUCGCAGAUCUCUCGGAGCUUUCUGAACGACCAAGCAGCCCAAUUAGUUCACCCAAGCAACCCACCGAUCCUCUAUUAUCAAUCUCCGACAACUUCCCGCCCGACCUGCGCUUCCCAGAUGACUCGUCCUACAGCUUGGGCCCGGAGACCCAACAGGCACGUCUAUCGAUGGAGAAGCAUGCGCGCCUCUUUCAGGAAGAGUUUUCCAACGACGAUAGCAGCACAUCCGUCUUCCGCUUUCCAUCCGACCAGCCAGGCCGUGCUCCUGACCAAGCAACUCCUCCUCCCCCAGCCCUCAAUCAACCCGUCUUGGACACAUCCUCAAGCUCUUCUCAUCAACAAAGCAUCCCCACCGCAAAAGGGAAAAGUCGGGCCAGUGAAGAAGACGCGCCAGAAAAGGAAGCAGAACGCCCUGAACUCGUCCCUGGAGCCAAGCAAGAGACACAGAAACUUCCAGAAGGUGAACCCAGCCAAUCAUCAUCCGACGGUGGACAGGAUGGAGUGAUCCCUCUACAAAGUACUUAUCAGGAGGAGGGUGCACGUUCCCCUCAUCCGCCGGAUGUCACAAUGGAUCUUGCCUUCGGCCAAGCCGACCAGACUAGCCACCUCGAAGACACUCACCACCUCAAUGCCGAUCAGUCUCCUCUUCCUCCCACCAAACCCCCCCAGAUCUUCGGGCCUGAUUGGAACUCCGAAUCCCAGUCAAGUAUUCAAGUCCAAUCCACUCCGGCGCCUGUCACCCAAUCCAGCAAGAAGAACAUGCCCUCUCAGACUAAACCACCCCCAAAACCCGUCCCGGAAUCCAGCCCAUCUCCCACUCAAGACCCCCCAUCUCCGUCCAUUGACUCGGCCUCACAAAACCAGAGCAACACGGCUGAAACGAACUCUGCCUCGGUCGAUAGACCCGGGGACAAAGCUCAGAAGAGCCAGAAUCCUACAACCAAUGUCCAGACUGUAGGUUCAGAUUCCUCGCAGACCGCAUCACCUCGUCCAGCCUCCCAAAAGAUCUCUCUCACCGAGCCAACCACUCGGAUUGAUCCGGGCACUUCAAGCGCCGAAACUACGGCCAGUUUUGAUGAUACUACGACGGCCAGGGCUCUGCCCAGUGACACACCCGACCACGAACCGACCGAUCACUCUGCACCCUCGAAUGAACAGUCCAAACAGCUCCCUGGCUCUCAGCGCUCGUCUGCGCAUCCUGAUGCCCCGUCUGACUCCCACGAAACAGCUCAAGCUUCUCAGUCACAACAGAGCCGCGUCGAAGAUCAAUCGAUUACUGAGAAAACCACUCAAAACGCCUCUUCACUCCGGCCAACUGAUUCUCAAAAAAGUCAGCCGACCAGACAAGAAAGCCCUAAAACACCGUCAACCAGUGCCAUAGAUCCACAAGUGCCGUCUACUGAUGUCAACCCUCAAUCGCCUACGGAUCGUUCCGCAUCCUCAUCGGCGUUACAAAAGUCGGCACCUGACUCUACCACCGAAAGGGAACCGGAAGAGCCGAUGGAGGUCGAUGAACAGGUCUCUUCAGGGACGCCAGCAGAUCCACUGUCUCAGUCUAGUCGAUCUGAAAGAAGCGCGCGUACUGCCCGCAGUGACAAAAGGAAGAGGUCACAUUACGAAACGGACCAGGAGACAAACUCGGCGCUUUCGGAUAUAGAAGAAGAGGGUUCCGGACGCCAGAACAAAAGAGGUUCCCGUCGGGCCCGUGACCACUCAUCCUUGCAGGUGGACCCGGGUGUCUCUGGAGAAGAGUCGAGCUCCCUGUCGGCUCCGGUGAACACCAGUCGAUCGUCUGACAAGUCGUCCGGAUCUGCUAAACGCUCCAAUCUCAAAUCCGUAUCUCGUCGGCCAUCCCCUGCGGUCUCUGUCGUCAUCCCUCGAUUGGAUAGGUCCCAGCUGCCCCGGUCCUCUAGAUCCAAAACCCCGCGCCCGCCACCACCAGAGCCUCCUUCGGGUACUAACAUGCCUCCAGUCUUGUCGGUUCCAAGAGUGUUGGCCUACCGAUCAGACUGGCAGGCUUUUGCUCCGGGCCAGGUGAGCUCGGUGACUCCGGACAAAGUGAUAGUCCGAUACGACGAUCAGAGCUCGGAGCCUCGAGAUCUCACCCAACUGCGUCUCUGUCACAUCCGGGCGGGUGAUGUGGUGAAGUACAUCGGGACGGACCUCGCAGAUGGGGAGUCACAAGUGACGACUGUGCGUGAGCCGAAGCGGGUUCUGCGGGUGGAAAGAGCGGUCGAUUCGGUGGGGCCGAUCAACUCUCACAACGACCUUUUGGUGACGUGUGAUGAGAGUGACUAUAAGGCCCAGUCGGGGACAUCGGGCGGGUCGAGUCGGCCAGAAGGCCGGUUCCUGGUCGAGGCCAUUAUGGUCAUUCCUCCGGGUUCUCGCCGGCACACUGGGCUGAAGGAUCGAGCGCUGCCACAACAGAUUAUCCAGGAGCUGCGCGAGCACAUGAGGGCCCACAGUGGAGUAGGCAUGCGUGCCAAGCUUGCGGUCCCCCAGUCAGGCCGGUCCGGCCAGCUCGUCGGGCCCGACCACAUCUUCCAGGGCUUCGGCAUCCUCCUCACCGGCGCCGCCGUCUCUGCCGUCGAGCCCAAGCCUGCCACACGCAAACGCACCCAAUCAAGCUCCUCCUCGCGCGGUCUCAUCGAGCAGCAGAUCCGCGAUCGUCAUGGCACCGUCAUCGACAAAGUCGCUGAACUGUACGAACUCGAUGGCUCCGAUCUCGUCCUCCUCAAUAAGCCCGGCUCUGGCGCUGCUACCUCUCUCUCGACGCCCUUACUCUCUGGCCUUCCUCCGUCCUACCGGCUCUCCCCUGCGCACAAGCACCUCAAACUGAGGUCCAUCCUGCUGGUCGCUGAGGCCCCGGUCAAAACGUUGAAAUAUCUCUUGGCUCUGGCCUUAGGUAUCCCAUGUGUAUCCGCCAAAUGGGUGACCCAUAGUUGCGAACAAGGACAUGCGCUCGAUUGGGAGAGAUACAUGAUCGGCCCCGGGCCCUCGAUCUUCCUCGGCGGCGUCCCCGCACUCGUUAACCUCCAGAUCCCGCUCCUUCGUCGCGCCGAUCACGACCUCAAAGCGAUCUUCGACGCCCGCGGCUCUCUCGAGAUCCUGCAGGGCAAAUCGAUCAUCUACGUUUCUUCGAAGGCUAAGCCGAAGAGCGACUGGAACGAGACCGUCAAGCCGAUUCUGUGUGCGAGCGGGGCGACGAGGCUGGGCUUUGCGGAGGCGAAAGCGCUGACGGAGCAUCUGGAGAGCGGGGCCCUAAGCGGGGUGGAUUAUCUGCUUUUGGAAGACCAUCUGGGGCUGACGAAGCUGCCGACGGCCGUCCGCACACGCUCCAACCAGCUCCCGGCCAAGCGCAGGAAACUCGCCCGGACCGCUUCCGCCUCUAGUCAUGUCAGCGACGUCCCCUCUCCCGACUCGUUCAAAGUCGUCGACUUCGAGUGGCUCAAGCAGUCCCUCAUUUACGGUCGCGUCCUUCAACCUCAGUUAUUCGCUUCCUCUGCUUCGUGAACUUGUACCCUUCUUGUUUAUUCCUUUCUUCUUCUUCUUUGAAACAACUGUUCUUGAAUCCCGUCUUCUUCUUCUUCCGAGGUCGUCUGAUAAUACCCUUUGCUCUCUUUAAAUCACUUUCAAUCAUCUCCACCAUACACCCUUCUUGGCAAACAAACCAAUGUAAAUCCAGUUACCAGUUCAUCCUCUGCUUUCGGACCAGCACUUAUUCUGUAUCUCAUCAUCCCCCAUGAUCUCUUGAUUCGCUUUCUUUUCUUCAUCACAUCUUGCUUGUUUUUCUAUCUGCAUCUUGCAGUUUUCAUCAUACCUCUUCCCUCAAAGCGUUGCAGAAACCCUCUCAGCAAACUUGAAAAAAAUAAAUAGUGCAUUGUUUGAAAUAGUGUGAAUUAUAUAACUGUUGAUUGGUGUAUCUUGAAGCGCACUCCACAUGGAUUAAUCUAAGCUAGAAAGUACAUGUACAUUUGUAAUUAAGGUGGCUUGUUACCCAUGCAAUCAGAACAAUCAAAGAAAACAGGCUUUGUUUUAGGAUUACACAUGGUCUGAUUCUGAAGUUCU